AUGACUUCUUACCAGGUGUUUACAUAUGAUAGAGACACAGAGUUCACCAAAGUCAACUGUGCAAACAAGGCAGCGCCUCAGGAUUUAGACCCAAGCAAACUCCAAAUCCGACUUGAAGGACAUUUCUUGUCGGCGUUCCGAUAUCAUCUCGCUUUUGUGAAAUCCGGUAACACCAAGGAUGCCGGUUCUACCGGUUUACACGAGGCCACACAGAUGGAAAAGCCCUUCGAAUGGAUGAAGCUGAAGCGCAACCAAGCGAGCACUGGGAAAGCCCGUGUAACCGGCGCACAGAAUUUCCUCCAGUAUGUGAAAGUGGACGGUGGACACAAUGAAAGCGAGGACAGUCCACACACACUGUCCCGGAGCAGCUUUAGCACCAAACAGCUCACCGAGCUGGAGAAGGAGUUCCACUACAACAGGUACCUGACGCUCGCGCGUCGGGUGGAGAUCGCGAGCGCGCUGCAGCUCCGUGAGGCUCAGGUCAAAGUGUGGUUCCAGAACACACGCAUGAAACUGAAGAAAACGCAGCGUCUCAUGCACACACAUCCAGAACCGGGAAGCUGUUUGGAAUUAUACUCAAACACAACGGACACGUGUGCGCUUCCAGAGGAGAGUUAGUGUUCCAUUCAUUUCUGUUAGCAAUAUGCAGGAGCCUUACGCGUUGGCCCCCUCCUGCGCGCGCUAUACGCGCCGACAUUAUAAAAGGACAAAUGACAGAUAAAGGAUCCCCAAGUC
Messenger RNA from Ictalurus furcatus (blue catfish), 735 nucleotides. RefSeq names its product homeobox C1a (gene hoxc1a). The transcript is spliced from 3 exons. Gene Ontology annotation, cellular component: nucleus. NCBI's taxonomy places the organism in Eukaryota, Metazoa, Chordata, Actinopteri, Siluriformes, Ictaluridae. Gene Ontology annotation, biological process: regulation of transcription by RNA polymerase II. Gene Ontology annotation, molecular function: DNA-binding transcription factor activity, RNA polymerase II-specific; RNA polymerase II cis-regulatory region sequence-specific DNA binding. The record is from RefSeq and is a predicted model, not a curated record. The coding region runs from base 1 to 618 and encodes 205 amino acids.